Molecule: messenger RNA, 297 nt
Organism: Paramecium pentaurelia
Lineage: Eukaryota; Ciliophora; Oligohymenophorea; Peniculida; Parameciidae
Source: the annotation of a GenBank genome assembly
AUGUCAGAAAGUGAAAUUUCAUUUGAUUUUAAUGAGGAUGAACCUGUUGAAGAAGUCAAAUCAUCUCAAAUGUUAACAAAACCAGAGAGAUAAAUGAUUCCAUUCUCAAAAAGUGAUAAAAAAGAUAAAAAAGAAAAAUUGAAACAAUUACAAUUUACAAUGCAAGGUUAACUUUCAAGCAAAUAAUAAAUGACUAAAGAUUUAUUAUUUCUCUUAAAAUUCGAAUAACAUAUGUUAAGUUCAAUUAAUAGUUUGCAUUAAAGAAUAAUGAGAUCUUUAGAAAAUGAAGCUCCAUGA